Molecule: messenger RNA, 8032 nt
Organism: Malania oleifera
Lineage: Eukaryota; Viridiplantae; Streptophyta; Magnoliopsida; Santalales; Ximeniaceae
Exons: 1
Coding region: 466-1962 (498 amino acids)
Molecular function (GO): glycosyltransferase activity
Source: RefSeq, a predicted model, not a curated record
CUUGAAGUUGAAGUCAUUUUGUUUUUACUUCUCAGCAGUUUGUUGCCAAGUUGAUUUAUUAAAUUGAUUGAAAUACAGUGCUUUUUUGGAAUGUGCAGUAUUAGUUCCUAUUGUAUAGAGCGGCUGGUUUCGUUUGCUGUUUUAUAAUAUAAUAUUGCCAUGAAGUUGGCAGUGUUGCUGCUAUACUUCGCAUCUAACUAGCUCCGUUAAUCAAGAAGUCAGCUGAGAAGCUUGCUGUUAUAGCAAAUUUUGCUCAUUCAAUAGCAUUUCCUUCGGAAUACUAAGAGUGUUAUAUAAUUAUAUUCCACCAUUCUGGGAUCUGUCUCUUGAUAGAGGCCCAUGUGCAUAGCCCUUUUCAUCCCGAAUGAUGAUGUGCUUUCGUGUUGAGAGAUAUAAAUCUCCCGUAGCAAACUAUUGUGCUAUCUUCUCUUGGAUUGGAAUGGCUUGUUCUAGGAACAACAUUUUAUGACCUACUUUUGGACCACUUUCUGUGCUCUCAUGGCUAAAGAUCUGGUUAUUAUCUUCAAUUUCCGAUGUUUAUGCUCCAUUUUAUUUGCCCUCUCUGCCCUCUCAUCGAUCGUCUUCCUCUAUUGGUCUCACUGUUCUGGCCCCUGCCAUUCCCAAAACCAAAUGAUGGCGCUGAAGAAAAACAAUCCACAGAGCCUCUUUUCUUUUUCUUCUGCAUGGAAUUAUCUUUCAUUUCCUUCCAGCCCACCUCCCAAACUCCUUAAAAUUGCGCUUUUUGUCAAGAAAUGGCCACAUAGAAAUCUUGCAGGAGGGGUUGAACGGCAUGCCUUAACCCUUCACCUUGCCCUCGCCAAAAGAGGUCAUGAGCUCCAUGUCUUCACCGCUUCUUCCUCAAACUCUUCCUUCCCAAUAUAUCCAAUUGGCAACUUAUAUUUUCACCUCUCAAAACCAACAGCUGCUGGUUACCUUGACCAAGCGUCAAUUUGGAAGCAAUUUCAAACCCAAAACUCUACUGGAAAGCCAUUUGAUGUGAUCCACACUGAGAGUGUGGCUCUCCUGCACACACGAUCAAGGAACCUAACCAACAUGGCUGUUAGUUGGCAUGGGAUUGCAUAUGAAGCCAUACAUUCUAACAUCAUUCAAGAGCUUCUGCGAACUCCUCAAGAGCCUCGGGCAUAUGCAUUGACUGAAAGAGCUAUAAAAGUUGUUGAAGAAGUGAAGUUCUUCCCCAGUUAUGCCCACCAUGUGGCUACUAGUGAUUAUGCCGGAGAUGUCCUGAAGAGGAUUUACAUGAUCCCAGAAGAGCGAGUUCAUGUCAUACUCAAUGGUGUAGAUGAGGAGAUUUUCAAGCCAGAUGUUGCCAAAAGAAUGGAAUUUAGGCAGAAAUUUGGCAUUCCAGAAUCUGUGUCACUGGUUUUUGGGAUGGCUGGUAGGUUAGUUAAGGAUAAAGGACACCCAUUAAUGUUUGAAGCCUUGAAACAGAUGUUUGAAGAAAGCAAUGCAUUUCAGAGAAAUAUUUUGAUUCUUGUUGCUGGAGAUGGUCCAUGGGGUGCUAAGUACAAAGAUCUUCGGGCCAAUUUACUGGUUUUGGGGCCACUAGAACAAGCUCAGUUGUCAAGGUUUUACAAUGCUAUAGAUAUUUUUGUAAACCCUACACUUCGAGCUCAAGGAUUAGACCAUACCUUGUUAGAAGCAAUGCUUUCUGGUAAGCCAGUAAUGGCUACUAGGCUUGCUAGCAUUACGAGGUCUGUGAUUGUUGACACAGAAAUGGGUUAUACAUUUUCGCCAACGGUGGCAUCGCUAAAGAAAGCCCUUUAUGGUGUUUGGAGAGAUGGAAGAGGAGCCCUCGAGAAGAAAGGUGGGAUGGCUAGGCAGAGAGGUUUGGAAUUGUUCACUGCCACCAAAAUGACAGCUGCUUAUGAAAGGCUAUUCCUUUGCAUGUCAAACAAUGGAGGAAACAUGGAUGAUGCUUGCACGUAUCAAUCUCCAUUUUGAUGAAAAUAGAUAGAUCUGAUUUCAUUUAUGUGAAAAGUUAUUGGACUACUAUUCAAGCGUAGCUACAUUAUUCAAGCGCCUUUUGAGCUCUAUUUGCAAUACGAAGUCCAAGGGAUUUGCCUAGAGAAGGAAAAAAAACGCACAGGACAUGAUGCAUUUUAAUCUCGAUGCAAUGGAAGUGCCUAUGAGUCAAUUUAUUUGCUUCAUGGGCUCGUUGGGUUAUUUCCUUCCAUGUGGAGGAAAGCUCAAGUGGGCUUUAUUAAAAGCCCAAAGCCCAGCCCUUUCAGUAUGAAAACCUAAAGGAAGUUAUAAGAAGAGAAGAGAGAAGAGAGAAGAGUGGAGCCAUCACUUUUCAAAAGAAAGAAAAAAAUGUAAUUUUUCUCAUGCUAUCCAGAUUUCAUCAAAACUCCGAUGCCGCUUCGUCUGUGGUCCGAUUGAGCUGAAAUUUGGAGGAAAGGUUCACGACUCAAGGAGCUACAAUCUGAACGGUGGAGAUCAGAUUUGGAGUUCGGGAGUUGGGGUUUUUUCCCUUGAACAGUAAUCACGAAUUUGAUAUAUUCUCUCCAAUUUUCUUUGUAUUUGCCAAGAUUGUUGAUAUCUUGAUGAGAGACAUUUGUAUCCUCUAAUUACGAUUAGAGAAGACUUUGUGUACCCAUUAUUUAAUUGAUAGUGGAGAUUUUAAUUGGACUAGGUCCCGUGGUUUUUCUUCCUCACACUGGGGAAGUUUUUCACGUAAAAAAUUGCUUGUAUUCUUGUGGUUUUGUGUGAUUGAUUAUUUUUCUUAUUAUUUCCAGCACGUAUAAAAGUAGAGAUACACUAUAUUUGUUUGCAUAUAGGGAGAAGAAUUAUUCCGCUGUGGUUGUUUAUUGAUAUCUCUCCCAACAAAGUGGUAUCAGAGCCCAAUUCAUAGAUUGUCAGGUUGACAGUUUGAGUUAUGGAAGCAAAUACUAGUAGAAUGAUUAAGCUCAAUGGUUUAAAUUAUCACAUAUGGAAAGGAAAAAUGAAGGAUCUUCUUUAUGUUAAAGAUUAUUACCUACCGGUAUUUAGUGCUGAAAAAUCAGAAAAAAAAGUCUCAUGUGGAAUAGACUUUGUUAUAUCGACAAGUGUGUGGGUAUAUCAGGCAAUAGGUAGAUGAUAAUGUUUUGAACCAUAUUAGUGGAGAAACAAAUGCACUUUCUUUAUGGAAUAAGGUUGAACAGUUAUAUGUUAUAAAGACUGGAAAUAAUAAGUUGUUUCUGAUUAAACAAAUGAUAGCUUUGAGGUACCAAGACGGGACUCCUUUAUCUGAUCACCUGAAUACAUUCCAAGGAAUUAUUAAUCAAUUGGUUGGAAUGGGUAUUAAGUUUGAUGAUGAGAUACAAGGGUUAUGGUUGCUUGGUUCAUUACCGGACUCGUGGGAGACACUUAGAACUUCAUUGUCUAACUCCGUUCUAAAAGGUCUAAUCACAAUGGAUAUAGCCAAGAGUUGUUUGCUAAAUGAAGAGAUGAGAAGAAAAACACAGGGAUCCUCUUGACAGUCAGAGAUCUUGGUUACAGAAAAGAGGGGGAGAAGUAAGAGCAAAGGUCCGAAGAAUAGAGAUAAUAGUAGAAGCAAGUCCAACAAGUUUGCAAAUGUUGAGUGUCAUCAUUGCGGGAAAAAGGGACACAUCAAGAAAUAUUGCAGUUAAUUGAAGAAAGAAAACAAGAAUGAGAAAGGGAAGGGAACGAAGAAUGGAGAUGACAAAUAUGGUGAUGAUAGAGUUGCUACCACCACACCUACAGAAUUCCUCAUGUUUAUGAUGAUGAGAUGAUAAAUGUUGCAUAUCAUGAAACCAGUUGGGUGAUUGACAGUGGUGCCUCCAUUCAUGCUACAUCUCGAAAGGAUUUCUUUACAUCCUAUAGAUCUGGUGACUUUGGAAUAGUAAAGAUGGGAAAUGAUGGCUUGGUUAAAGUCAUUGGAAUUUGGGAUGUGUAUCUGAAGACAAAUAAUGGCACGAGUUUAGUUCUUAGAGAUGUGAAGCAUAUUCCUGACAUUUGUUUGAAUUUGAUUUCUGUAAGUAAACUUGAUGAUGAAGGGUACUGCAGCACUUUCAGUGAUGGCCAAUGGAAGCUCACCAGGGGUGCUAUGGUUGUGGCUCGAGGCAUGAAGCACUCUGCAUUGUACAUUCUGCAAGCAAAGAUCUCCAACGACAUUAUUAAUAUGAUGGAGGAUAAUGGUAUAGUAGAGUUGUGGCACAAGAGAUUGGCUCACAUGAGUGAGAAAGGAUUAGCUCUACUAGGGAAGAAAAGUCUACUAUGUAGACUGAAAAGUACACUUCUGAAAAGGUGUACUCAUUGUUUGUCAGGGAAGCAGAGCAGAGUUUCCUUCAAGAAUUCCCCUCAUUCGAGAAAGUCAGAGAUACUGGAUUUAGUACAUUCGAAUGUGUGUGGCCCUAUGAAGACGAGAACACUUGGUGGCUCCAGAUACUUUGUGACCUUCAUAGAUGAUCAUUCAAGGAAGUUGUGGGUAUAUAUCUUGAAGUCAAAAGACCAAGUGUUGGCUGAGUUCAAGAAAUUUCAAACCCAAGUUGAGAGACAGACUGGGAAGAAACUGAGGUGCAUCCGGGCUGACAAUGGUGGAGAGUAUUCUGGUCCAUUUGAUAAGUAUUGCAGACAGCAAGGUAUUCGGCAUCAAAAGACUCCUCCGAAAACUCCUCAAUUGAAUGGCAUAGCAGAAAGGAUGAACAGAACACUGCUUGAGAAAGUGAGAUGUUUGCUUUCACAAGCCCGGUUGCCAAAAUCCUUUUGGGGGGAGGUAUUGAGCACUGUUGUUCAUGUGUUGAAUCUUACACCCUGUGUUCCUCUACAAUUUAAUGUGCCAAACCGAGUUUGGACAGGUAAGGAUGUUUUCUAUAAUCAUCUGCGUGUUUUUGGGUGCAAAGCAUUUGUGCUAAUUCCAAACGAUGAAAGGUCCAAACUUGAUGAGAAAACACAAUAGUGUAUAUUCCUUGGCUACAGUCAAGAUAAAUUUGGAUACAAGCUUUAUGAUCCAGUUGAGAAGAAAAUUGUAAGAAGCAGAGAUGUCGUGUUUGUAGAAGAUAAAACGAUUCAAGAUAUUGAGAAGGUAGAGAAAUUUAUGUCUCAACAGGGUGACAGUUUGAUUGAUGUGGAUCCAGUUCCUUUGAAGAAUUUUUCAUCUCAAGUUGAGAAUAAUGUUCAGGAUGACCACCAGGGUAGAGGUGAUAUGGAUGUUCCCUUACAGGUUCAAGGAGAUGUUGAGACUGAUGAGCAGUUGACAGUGUCAAAGAUUCCACCAGAGAUUCCAUCCAGGAGGUCAGAUAGAGACCGACAUCCUUCCACUCGGUAUUUAGUAGAACAAUAUGUGUUAUUGACUGACGGGGGAGAGCCCCAGUGUUUUGCAGAAGCCAUGGAAGAUGAACACAAGACAGAGUGGGUUGAGGUCAUGCAAGAUGAGAUGCAGUCAUUGUAUGAUAAUCACACCUUUGAGUUAAUGAAGCUACUUAAAGGAAAAAGAGCUUUGGAGAACAAGUGAAUUUACAAGAAGAAGCCAAAUGAGUUCUCUUCACGACCAUGGUUCAAAACUAGAUUAGUUGUAAAAGGGUUCGAUCAGAGAAAAGGUAUUGAUUUUGAUGAGUACUUGGUUUAGCAGCUAGUCUUGACUUGGAAGUUGAGUAUAUGGAUGUGAAAACUGUCUUCCUUCAUGGUGAUUUGGAGGAAGAGAUUUAUAUGAAGCAGCUAGAGGGUUUCAGAGUGAAAAGGGAAAGAGGAUUAUGUGUGCAAGCUGAAGAAAAGCUUAUAUGGUUUGAAACAAGCACCGAAACAGUGGUAUAAGAAGUUUGAGUCUGUUAUGGGGGAGCAAGGCUACAAUAAGACAACUUUAGAUCACUAUAUAUUUGUUCAAAAAUUCUCUGAUGAUGAUUUUUUUUUUUUUGGAUAACCCGGGAUGAUUUUAUUUUCUUACUGCUUUAUGUGGAUAACAUGCUAAUUGUUGGCAGGAAUGCUUCAAGGAUUGACCAGUUGAAGAAGCAAUUGAGUAAGUCAUUUGCUAUGAAGGAUUUGGGGCCAACAAAGAAAAUUCUUGGCAUAAGAAUCAGUCGUGACAGGAGUGCCAAGAAAUUAUAUUUGUCACAAGAGGAGUACAUUGAGAAAGUGUUUCAGAGGUUCAAUAUGGACAAAGCUAAAGUAGUUAGCUCUCCUCUUGCUACCCACUUCAAACUAAGUACAAAGGAAAAGGAAGACAUGGAAAGAGUUCCUUACGCCUCAGCAGUAGGAAGUUUGAUGUAUGCAAUGGUUUGUACAAGACCAGAUAUAGCCUAUGCAGUUGGUGUAGUUAGCCGAUUCUUGUCAAAUCCGGGAAAAGAGCACUGGAAUGCAGUGAAGUGGAUCAUGAGGUAUCUUCGAGGCACUUCCAAUUUGAGACUUGGUUUGGGAAACGGACAACCAUUGUUAGUUGGCUACAAAGAUGCAGAUAUGGCUGGGAAUGUGGACACUCGUAAGUCUACUUCAGGCUAUUUAAUAACUUUUGUAGGUGGAGCUAUAGCUUGGCAAUCGAGACUUCAAAAGUGCAUUACUCUUUCUACGACAGAGGUAGAGUUCAUUGCAGCAACGGAAGCGACUAAAGAGUUGUUAUGGACAAAGAAGUUCUUGAGAGAACUUGGUUUCGAGCAGCAGAGGUAUGUGUUGUUUUGUGAUAGUCAGAGUGAUAUUCAUCUUGCUAAGAAUUCCAGUUUCCAUGCAAGAUUGAAGCACAUUGAUGUACGAUACCAUUGGAUCAGAGAAGCGUUGAACGAUAAGUUAUUGGAACUUGAGAAGGUUCACACUGAUGAUAAUGGUUCUAAUAUGUUGACAAAGACACUACUAAGGGAGAAGCUUGAAGUUUGUUGUUCGAUCGCCUGGAUGGCGAUUCCCUCCACAUAGUUGGAAAGGGAGAGAUUUGUUGGGUUAUUUCCUUCCAUGUGGAGGAAAGCCCAAGUGGGCUCUAUUAAAAGCCCAAAGCUCAACCAUUUUAGUGUGAAAACCUAAAGGAAGUUAUAAAAAGAGAGGGGAGAAGAGAGGAGCCGUCACUUCUCAAAAGAAAGAAAGAAAAACGUAAUUUUUCUCAUGCUGCCCAGAUUUCAUCAAGACUCCGAUCUUGCUUCGUCUGUCGUCCGAUCGAGCUGAAAUUUGGAUGAGAGGUUCACGACUCAAGGAGUUACAAUCUGAACGGUGGAGAUCGGAUUUGGAACACGAAAGUUGUGUUUGCCCUUGAACAGUAACCUUGAAUUUGGUAUAUUUUCUCCACUUCUCUUUGUAUUUGCCACGAUUGUUGAUAUCUUAAUGAGAGAUAUUUGUAUCCUCUAAUUACGAUUAGAGAAGAUUUUGUGUACCCAUUAUUUGAUUGAUAGUAGAGAUUUUAACUGGAUUAGGUCCCGUGAUUUUUCUUCCUCACACUGGAAAAGUUUUCCACGUGAAAAAUUGUUUGUGUUCUUGUGGCUUGGUGUGAUUGAUUAUUUUUAUUAUUAUUUUCAGCACGUAUAAAAGUAGAGAUACACUAUAUUUGCUUGCAUAUAGGGAGAAGAAUUAUUCCGCUAUGGUUGUUUAUUGAUCUCUCCCAACACAGUCAAGGGUAAAAAUUGCAGAGCUUGAAGCGGCUAAUAGGGCUGGAGACACUACAAAACUUCUGAAGAAGAAAAGAGACUUGUAAUAUGGCUACUCUUGUGUUAGCAGCACAAUAUGAGAUAGAUUUACUUCUACAAACAGGUUACUUUGUCCAAACAGGGAAGUGAAAAGAGAACCCGAGUUUUGAAUAUAUAUAUAUAUAUAUAUAGUUUUUCUUGCACAUACUUCCAAAGAGCUUCAAAGCAAAGCUUGAAAUUGCUGUGAUUAUUCCUGGAUGUUGCAACAUAGCUUGCGACUUCAUUUUAGAAGCCAUUGGUGUAUGUUUUGUGUAUGUUCUGCUGUUGGAUUGAGGGGAUGCUGGGAGUAGAAAUGUAAAAGAAUAAUAUGUUGAAGCACCUCAAACCAUCUGAGAUUUUUAAGGAGCACCAGAACCGUGUUAAAUUUGGUUUCUUGUACUCCUUAUCUGAAUUGAAUGCUCUAGGCAUUGGGCUGC